CUUUAUUUAUUGGGUUUUCCUUUUUUGUUGUUGGCAGAUUACUUGAGAUAUAGGCAAACUACACUGGGUGCCUGUUUCUCUGAGUCUUCCUCCUUUACUUAUGUCUGCUUCCUGGGGCGUCAGCCACUGAACUCUGAACUCGCUCUUGUUGCUAGCGUUCCGUGCCUGUGCACACAAACUCUGCUGCUGGCUGCCGUCCCUGUGGAGAGCUUUGUGCCUAGCUUCUCUUUGACAAGCCUUGCUCAGUGCUGCACAGCUCACUUUCUGUCUUCAGUCUCGGGCUUCUCCGAAUCACGAGACAGGGACAGAAAUGAAGAGCCCAGGAGCCCAAGACAAUGUUUCAGUUUCCCAGGGUGUUCGAAUGAUGUUUUACAUGAUGAAGCCCAGUGAAACUACCUUCCAAACUGUCGAAGAGGUGCCUGAUUACGUUAAAAAGGCAACUCCAUUUUUCAUAUCCUUGAUUCUGCUUGAAUUAGUCAUCAGCUGGAUUCUCAAGGGGAAGCCACCAGGACGCCUCGAUGAUAUUCUUACAUCCAUGUCAGCUGGUGUUGUGUCUCGGCUUCCAAGUUUGUUCUUCAGGAGCCUUGAAGUGACCAGCUAUAUUUAUAUCUGGGAGAACUACCGACUUUUGGAUUUGCCUUGGGACUCUCAGUGGACGUGGUAUUUAACCUUCUUAGGAGUUGACUUUGGCUACUACUGGUUCCACCGCAUGGCCCAUGAGAUUAAUAUUAUUUGGGCUGCACACCAAGCACACCACAGUUCUGAAGACUAUAACUUAAGCACAGCACUGAGACAGUCUGUCUUGCAGCCAUAUAGUUCCUGGGUUUUCUACUCCCCUUUGGCCCUCUUCAUACCACCUCCAGUGUUUGCUGCUCAUAUUCAAUUCAAUCUCCUAUACCAAUUUUGGAUCCACACAGAGGUCAUCAAAAGCCUUGGUCCCUUGGAACUGAUUCUUAACACCCCUAGCCAUCACAGGGUUCAUCAUGGGAGAAAUCGUUACUGUAUAGACAAAAACUAUGCUGGCACUCUUAUUAUUUGGGAUAGAAUUUUUGGGACAUUUGAAGCAGAGAACGAACAGGUUGUAUAUGGUCUAACGCAUCCCAUUGAUUCAUUUGAGCCAUUCAAAGUUCAGUUUCACCAUUUGCUCCAUAUAUGGAAUACAUUCUGGGCCACACCUGGAUUCUUCCAUAAGGUUUCUGUCCUAUUUAAAGGACCGGGAUGGGGUCCAGGUAAACCAAGACUUGGCCUGAGUGAAGAAAUUCCAGAGGUAACAGGACGGGAAGUCCCCUUGUCAUCAGCAGCAUCCCAGCUCUUAAAGAUGUACACCGUCCUGCAGUUUGCAGUAAUGUUGGCAUUUUAUGAAGAGACCUUUGCCAGUACAGAGGUACUGUCUCAAGUCACCCUAUUUCUGAGGGUCUUCUUUAUUAUCCUGACCUUGACAUCCAUUGGUUUCCUUCUGGAUCAAAGACCUAUGGCAGCCAUUGUGGAAACGCUCCGUUGCCUGAUAUUCCUAACCCUGCACAGAUUUGGUCACUUAAAGUCUCUUAUUCCAUCUUUAUCAUUUCCAUUUGAGAUUUUCUUUUCUGUUUGCGUUGCUUUUUGGGGAGUCAGAAGCAUGAGACAAUUCACCACUGGCUCUUGGAAAUAAACCUACUUACUACAAAGAGGUCUCUCAAUCCUAUCAGGUGCCCAUGGCAUGGCACUACUACAUAAAGAUCGUUAUCUUAAAUACUGCCUACGGGAGGUACACGCAUAAUGAAAAAUCAAAGUACUUAUUUACCUAUGCUUCCCACAUUCAUUUCUCUGCAAAAAUUAAAGUGAAUUAUACUGUUUGCUCUCACUAAAAGCCAAGUUAUUUUAUAUACAUUGAGGCUGUGUUUGCUUUUCUUCUCUGUGGCAAUGAUUAUAGAAAGGAAAGUGUGGGCUGAAAAUAACAGAAUGAAAAUUACAUUUGUCUUGCUUGAUUUGACAACCUUUUCUUUAACAUUUUCUAAAACUAUGCUUAAAUAAAUCUCUGUAGUCUUUAGAAUGUGUUGGAGUCUAUGUGAGCUGGCAUUUGACUUUGUAAACUAAUGAUCUAUCUGUAUUGCACAUUACAUAAAAAGAAAUCAAUGAGAUGGAAAUGAUUAGAAUUGGAAAGAAUUACUUUGUUCAAAAUGUUAGUUUAUAAUAUAUACUUGCGAAAUUUUGGGUCAACUUGUUUCAGCGGCUUGAGGAGUAUAUUAUAAUUCAUGCUCUCUAAAAUUUACAUAAUACUGUUAAUAAAAGUGUCUGAACGGAA
Molecule: messenger RNA, 2281 nt
Organism: Mesocricetus auratus (golden hamster)
Lineage: Eukaryota; Metazoa; Chordata; Mammalia; Rodentia; Cricetidae
Gene: Agmo
Product: alkylglycerol monooxygenase
Exons: 13
Coding region: 311-1648 (445 amino acids)
Biological process (GO): lipid biosynthetic process
Cellular component (GO): endoplasmic reticulum
Molecular function (GO): iron ion binding; oxidoreductase activity
Source: RefSeq, a predicted model, not a curated record